Rosa chinensis is the source of this 1803-nucleotide messenger RNA. RefSeq names its product glutamate receptor 2.7-like. The transcript is spliced from 4 exons. Gene Ontology annotation, molecular function: ligand-gated monoatomic ion channel activity; signaling receptor activity. Gene Ontology annotation, cellular component: plasma membrane. The coding region runs from base 1 to 1803 and encodes 600 amino acids. NCBI's taxonomy places the organism in Eukaryota, Viridiplantae, Streptophyta, Magnoliopsida, Rosales, Rosaceae. The record is from RefSeq and is a predicted model, not a curated record.
AUGGCUGCCAUUGUCGGAGCUUAUAGUUGGUUGGAAGUUGUUCUCAUCUAUGAAAACACGGAGUAUGGAAAUAGCUUAAUUCCAUAUUUGGAAGACGCUUUCCAGAAAGUUGGAGCUCGAGUACCUCAUAGAAGUGUCAUUCCUCAUCAUUAUAAUGACAGAGAAAUUUUAAAGGAGCUUAACCGCUUGAAUUCAACUCGAGCAAGAAUAUUUUUGGUCCAUAUGACUGCUUCCCUCGGGUCCAAAUUGUUUUUAUUAGCAAGUAAGGCAGGGAUGAUGAUCGAAGGGUAUGGAUGGAUUGUUACUGAAGGGUUAUCGACUUUAUUAGAUCCUGUGGGUUCAAGAACCAUGAACUCAAUGCAAGGUGUAGUGGGAGUAAGGCCAUAUAUACCAAUGUCAAAAGAGCUUGAAGACUUCGUGUUGCGAAUGAAAAUAUUCAGGUUCAGAAAAUCAAGGAUUACUGGUGUAAACCUCUUUGGGUUGUGGGCAUAUGAUACAGUUUGGGCAUUAGCAAUGGCAGUGGAGAAGGUUGGAAUAGCAAGCAGAGUUGAUCUUGCAAGUUUGGGAACUGGUGACAAGGGUCAAAAUCUUCUUGAAGCUAUCCUAGAUUUAAAAUUUGAAAACCUCAGUGGGAAUUUCCGGUUGGUUAAGGGACAGUUGGAAGCUUCAACCUUUGAGGUAUUUAAUGUGAUUGGCGGAAAAGAAAGAAUAUUUGGAUAUUGGAACCAAAAGAAAGGACUUUCCCGAAAGCUGAAUAGAGCAGCAGAGUUGGAUAAAAGGAAGACACUCGAGAAACCAAUCUGGCCAAGGUACACUACAGACAUCCCUCCGAAAUUGAGGAUUGGAGUUCCCAUGGAACAGGGUUUUAAUGAAUUCCUAAAAUUCGAAAACAACCACCAUAUAUCAGGAUUCUCUGCUGAUAUAUUCUUUGCUGCAAAAUAUGACGCUGUGGUGGGAGACACAACAAUUGUAGCUAAUCGCUCAUUAUAUGUAGAUUUUAUGUUGCCUUAUACUGAAUCAGGAGUUUCCAUGAUGGUUUUGACAGAAGAUAGUGAGAGGAAUAGUCUUUGGAUUUUCUUGAAGCCACUAAGCUUGGAUCUUUGGUUGACAACCGGCGUAGCCUUCAUAUUUACAGGUUUUGUAAUAUGGCUUCUUGAGCACCGGGAAAACACCGAGUUCAGAGGUCCUCCACAGCAACAACUUGGAAUGAUAUUCUGGUUCUCCUUUUCAACCCUCGCCUUCCCAAUAGGGUCCCCGCUGGUAUCCUACAUGUCGAGGGCAAUCUUGAACAUGACUCAAGACAAAAAUCAGAUGGAUAGAAUUCAGUUGACUUACUUUGAUUACUUUGAUAACAAACCUACCUGUGAGGAUCAAAGUGCCAAAAUUUCUUCAGAGGGUCCAAGUCUUCGUGUCUCCAGCUUCGGAGGCCUCUUCAUCAUCGCAGGUGUGGCCUCCAUGGUUGCUCUUUUGAUGUGCAUGCGUGAUGGAGCGAAGCUAACCGAGGAGAUGAUGAAGCGAGGCUUGCAGCGGGUCUUAUGCGCGUGGGGCAGCAGGGGUUGUAGCGUUGCGGGGUUGCUGGUGUAUUGCGGGGCUACAGGAGCAAGGGCAGUAGCAAGGCUAGCUGCUGCGGGGAUGUUGCGCAAGGGUUGCGGGCGCGCUGGGUGUGCGGCAGAAGCGCAGGGGCGCGUCGCUGGAGGGUUGGCAGGAGCGCAGAUUGCAGGGCAGGAGGCAGGGACUUGCGGUAGGGGUUGCAGGGCUUGCGGUAGGAAACUGCAGGGCGGAAGGCAGGACUUCACGGGCUAG